CGCGAUCCGGUGUCUCGCGGCCGCACGCCACUCCGGGGGCCCACUGCUAGCGCCUCCCGUAGGCGUGGGUGGGUGGCGCCGGCGUAGCGUAGCGGUUCCUGCCUCUGCGUCAUCUGGCCGGCGGCUCCGCCCCUCGAUCCACCCCGCGUCCACGUUUUAACGGCUCCGCUCCUAACACUCGCCGCCGGCUGCGGCUGAGCUCAGACCUCAGACUCACUGCUCGUCCUCGUCCGUCCCUUUCCCCGCUCUUCCCUCCUUCCCAGUUCCCUCUCUUUCUGUGCUCUGACUGACAGUGACGAACCCCAUGGGCGCGGCGGCGGGGAAGCGGAAGCCCGUCUCAUCUCUGCUGCCAAUCUGGCUUCUCUGCCUCGUCUGCGGGUCGAGCGCGCAGCCGUACAUCGGCGUCAACUACGGCGAGGUGGCGGACAACCUGCCGCCGCCGGAGGAGACGGCGCGGCUGCUCAAGUCCACGGCCAUCUCCAAGGUGCGGCUCUACGGCGUCGACGCGGGGCUCAUCCGCGCGCUGGCCGGCUCCAACAUCUCCGUGGUGGUCGGCGUGGCCAACGGCGACAUCCCCUCGCUGGCCGCGGACCCGGCCGCGGCGUCCCGGUGGCUCGCCGCCAACGUGCUCCCGUUCGUCCCGGCGACGGCCAUCUCUGUCGUGGCCGUGGGCAACGAGGUGCUCGAGUCCGGGGACGCCUCCCUGGCCGCGGCGCUGCUCCCGGCCAUGCAGAACCUCCGCGCCGCGGCGGCGGCCGCGGGCGACGGCGCCGCGGGUGUCCGGUUCUCCACCGUCAACACCAUGGGCGUUAUGGCGCAGUCCGACCCGCCGUCCACGGGCGCGUUCCACCCGGACAUCGCGCCGCAGCUGCAGGGCAUCCUGGGCUUCCUCAGCAAGACCGGCGCGCCCUUCAUGAUCAACCCCUACCCGUGGUUCGCGUACCAGUCCGACCCGCGCCCGGACACGCUCGCCUUCUGCCUCUUCCAGCCCAACGCCGGCCGCGUCGACGCCGGGUCCAAGAUCAAGUACACCAACAUGUUCGACGCGCAGCUGGACGCCGUCAAGUCCGCGAUGGUGCGCGCCGGGUACGGGAACGUGGACAUCCUGGUGGCGGAGACGGGGUGGCCGACCAGGGGCGACGCCGGGGAGCCCGGCGCCUCGGUGGAGAACGCCAGGGCGUACGUGUCGAACCUGGUGGCCCACCUGCGGUCCGGCGCCGGCACGCCGCUGAUGCCGGGGAAGCCGGUGGAGACGUACCUGUUCGCGCUGUACGACGAGGACCUCAAGCCCGGGCCGACGUCGGAGCGCUCCUUCGGGCUGUACCACACGGAUCUGAGCAUGGCGUACGACGCCGGGCUGGCGUCGGCGGCCGGGGCCGCGGGCGGAGCGCCGGCGGCGGGACAGCCGAGGGCCAGCGGCGGGUGGUGCGUGGCGCGGGACGGCGCGUCGGACGCGGAGCUGCAGGCGGACCUGGACUACGCGUGCGCGCAGGUGGGCGUGGACUGCGGCGCCAUCCAGCCCGGCGGCGCGUGCUUCGAGCCCAACACGGUGCGCGCCCACGCGGCGUACGCCAUGAACCAGCUGUACCAGGCGGCGGGGCGGCACCCCUGGAACUGCGACUUCCGGGCGUCCGCCACGCUCACCUCCGACAACCCCAGCUACGGCGCGUGCGUGUACACCGGGGGAGGCCAAUGAUAGAAGCCACUGUGUUUAACCCCGGCAGCCACCUCCCGGCAGCGUGGCGCACGAUUCGUCCUCGGAGGACCAUGAUGAUUGACUCGGCGAGUGGAGUGUCGAUCUGGGCCUUACGGCCUGGACUCUCUGGAGGGACCGAAUAAAGCUUCGAAUAAUGGCGGUGGUUGUCGACUUGUCUCGUGGUGUAGGGACGCCAAGUGCAGUGGCGAAUGCAAAGCGUCCCCUUGUCUGGCUUGGUCGUAGCAGCAGCAGAAGUUUCCCCUUGGCUUGGCCGCUCCUUUCGAGCUGCCUGCCUAUGGCUUUGUGUUGGGAGAACAGAGGAUUGCUUUUGCUUGUGACAGUUGUGGUUCGCGCUUUGGGCAGGUUUGGGUUUGCGGCUUCGUGAAAACCGAGUGUCAGCUGCUGUGGCAGUGAUGGCAUGUGGGCAUGUGGCGCGUGUGUUAAUGUAUGCGUGUGUCUGUCCAUAAGUAGAAUUUGACUGAAUUGUUCAGAAAUUUUACCCUAAAA
Molecule: messenger RNA, 2203 nt
Organism: Panicum hallii
Lineage: Eukaryota; Viridiplantae; Streptophyta; Magnoliopsida; Poales; Poaceae
Product: glucan endo-1,3-beta-glucosidase 7
Exons: 3
Coding region: 305-1696 (463 amino acids)
Biological process (GO): carbohydrate metabolic process
Cellular component (GO): plasma membrane
Molecular function (GO): hydrolase activity, hydrolyzing O-glycosyl compounds
Source: RefSeq, a predicted model, not a curated record